UUUUUGUUUUUAUAAAUUUUAUAUAUAUUUUAAAUAUUUUCUGGGGUGGUUUAUUGUAUAGUUUAUGCAAUACCCAUGUUCCUAUUUUGUGUUUUAAUAUUUGUUUGUAAUUUGAAUGUUUAAUUUUUCAAGCAGAGUAAUGAGUUUUUCCUGUUUGGAUUGGAGGUUACUUUAUAGAUAAAACGUGAAAUGUUGUUUUUGUCUAAGGCUGAAAUGUUCCUUUUUCAUGCCAAAAUGUAAACAGUAUGUGUAGUUAUUUAUCUUUAAGAUGAUGGUCUUUGUAGGUUAAAGGUUAUUGAAAAAAAAUUUAGAUACAGGGUUGAUAGUGAUUAUGGUUAUUUUAGAAGAGAAUUUCUUGUUGUAAUUGUGUUUAAAUUUGUUUUUUAAUUUCUGGUUAAGAUCAUUUGGUGUGCAAUUGUGAUGUUUUGUUGCUUGGAAUUUACAGAGAACAGUUGUAGUGGGAGUUUCACCUUGCGAAAAGGAUUUUGCCAGCUUCAAAUUUCUCCGGAUAGGAGCAAAGCAGAAGAGAACAAUCAAGAUCCAAUACCAAUUGUGGAGAAUGCUGCAAGGAGACGUUCCUGACAUUGAAGAGAUGUUGCCAACUCCUUUUGUUCUUUAAUUAUCUUGAUUUGUAUUGCUACAAUGGAACAUGAUUGUGUUUCCUUUCUAUUUAUGCUUUUCAUUUAAGUUUAGAAAUUUGUUAGAAAAAAGAAGGAAAAACUCAUUUUAUGUGUCCACGAGGCCCAUUCGAACUUUAGACCCUUGGAAUAGGAGAAAUGCCAAUGCGGUUAUAGAGAAGGCUGCGAUUUUGAUUGCAAGUACCAACACUCCUGCCAGGUACAAGGAGACAUGGAGGAAUAUUUUGAACAAAUACAAACAACGUAUUAUUUUAGAUGCUGGGAAACUGCGGGAGAAGCAUCCAAAUUGUAUACCAGUGACUGUGGACAAGGAUGCAAGGAGUGACAUUCAUGACAUUGACACUAAGAAGUGCAUUGGAUGUCUACAAUCGAUGAGGAAAAUAAGGAUGAAGAUGGAUUUCUUCACAUCACCUACAGUGGAGAAGAGAGUGUGUGGAUCCAAUGAGGAACAGCAAGAAUUCUCUUAA
Molecule: messenger RNA, 1105 nt
Organism: Prunus dulcis (almond)
Lineage: Eukaryota; Viridiplantae; Streptophyta; Magnoliopsida; Rosales; Rosaceae
Exons: 7
Coding region: 650-1105 (151 amino acids)
Source: RefSeq, a predicted model, not a curated record